AUGUAUUCAUCCCUCCUAAUUCGCAGAUCCAAACUUCUUUGUGACUUAACAUUCCUCAAGUCAUGUAGAGACAACAAGGUGAUUCCUACAAAUUUUCGAUUGAAACACCCAGAUGGUUCACCUUCAACCGUGAACAUCCUCGCAAAGUGCAGUAAUGCCUUAAUCCGGAAAACCAUCCACAACAUCAGACGAAAUCUAGAUACAACCAACUCGUCACUAUAUCAUCAUUUUGGAAUUUUAUGGCUUGGUAACAUUCAUCCUAUUAUCUGGGACACUUAUCUUAGAAUCUCUAUCGAAAAGGCAGAUCAUAUAAGUGCAAAAAAGACCAAUACCCAGAAGAACAAACUGUUUUUCCUUCUCCAACACAAAAUCCCACCCAAACAAACAUCCAACCCCCCUGUCCAAAUACACAAUCUCUCCGAUACCCUCAUCGAUGAAACCACUCGAGAGCUUCUAUUUAAAGGAUUCAAUUUUUGUAUCACCCCACACAAACUACCGACCGAAACUAUCAUAACUCAGGUGGAAUCCGCCAUAUCACACCUCCCCCCAACCGAAGCCGAGGAAACACGUCAAGACAUUGACAGCACCCUAAGGAGAGCCAAACUUCCUCCAUCAAACAUCUCACGUUCUGAAAGAAUAUGCCUCAGAAAUUUCCAUAAUAAUACCGGUAUCAUUGUCCUUCCAGCCGACAAGGGUGACGCUACGGUUAUUCUCAAUACCUCUGACUACGUGGAGAAGACGUCAUCCCUACUGAAGUCUUCAGAAUACAAAACCACCCCGCAGGACCCUACAACCUAUCUCGAAAAGAAAACCAAAGCUCUCAUCACUGCCUCGAAGCUUCCGAUAGAAAUCAGAAAAUCUCUCAUCCCAAGGGAAAAAUCUUCUCGAACCCCUCGAAUCUACGGAUUGCCUAAAGUUCACAAACCGGACAUCCCUCUUCGUCCAAUUGUCAGUGCCUUUGGAUCCCCAACUCAUCAUCUUGCUAAAUACUUAGCUUCUACACUUCAACCACUUGCUGAAGAAUCAUCAUUGCAUGUAAAGAAUUCUUUUCACUUCAUCAAAACCUUAAAAACGUAUCAAAUCCAUGAGUCAGACAUUCUUGUCAGUUUUGACGUCGUAUCUCUCUUCACCAAUAUUCCACUCGAAGAGUCCCUUGAAAUACUGGAAACCAAACAUCACAUACCCCAGAAUACAUUGACCUUUAUAAACCAUUGCAUGUCGAACACGUACUUCCUCUUUCAAGGUACAUUUUACAAACAAGUGAAAGGUGCACCCAUGGGAUCUCCACUUUCUCCAGCCAUCGCUGAUAUUUACAUGGAUGAUUUUGAAACCAACGCCAUCGAAUCGUUUCACCUUAAAUAUACUUGCUGGCUUCGAUAUGUGGACGAUGUCUUCGUCAUAUGGCCACAUGGACCCGAAACUCUCCAAGACUGCUUUGAUCAUCAGAAUUAUAUAAAUAGCCAUAUCAAAUUCACUAUGGAAGUUGAAACCAACAACUCACUUCUUUUUCUAGAUAUCCUCGUAGCAAAAUCCAACGAUUCGUUCACACACAUAAUUUACAGAAAGCCAACCCAUACAAACCGCUACCUGAAUGCAAAUUCACACCAUCAUCCUUCUCAAAUCAACUCCGUAUUGAACUCCUUAAUCCCAUAA
This is a messenger RNA of Harmonia axyridis, 1653 nucleotides long. RefSeq lists its product as uncharacterized. The coding region runs from base 1 to 1653 and encodes 550 amino acids. The transcript has a single exon. NCBI's taxonomy places the organism in Eukaryota, Metazoa, Arthropoda, Insecta, Coleoptera, Coccinellidae. The record is from RefSeq and is a predicted model, not a curated record.